UGAGCAAACCCUCCGGCGCAGAAACGAUCUUUGGCGUAAGGCUCUGUGGCAACAUCAGCAGAUUAACAACAAGCAGCGGCAUUCUGCUGUUUAACAACUCAACGGAUGUGUGACUUGCUUCUCUGUCUGAGUCAGCCCAUCAAGGAGUGCUGUAUAGAGCCAGCUGGUCUGCAUUCAGUCCUAACGACAGCAGCAGCAGCAGCCUUUUGCCUGACCUGCUGAUGGAGCAUUAACCCCCCCUGAUGGAAACCCAGAGGAAAAGCUCUGGGGAUAACGGUGGGGGUGAGCGAGGCCUGCUUCACACCUGGAAGGGCUACUCUUGCAGUGUCACCCCAGAAAGGCUGCUCCUCUCCCGGCCUGUCCUUCAGGUCGCCCUGGGCACACGGCAUGGUGUUCUGCUGGUGGAAGGGGGGCAGGUGUACAGUUUUGGGGAGUUGCCAUGGAAGCAGAGUCAAGUGCCCGAGACAGAGAAACCCACCCUGGAGAGCGCGCUCAGCGGCCAGCAGGUGGUCGCUGUUGCAGCUGGAAGCUUCCACAGCGGCGCGGUGACAGAGGACGGUGGUGUCCACAUGUGGGGGGACAACAACUCGGGUCAGUGCGGCUUGUCGGGCCUCAGCACCGUCUCCAACCCGACUCCCGUCGCUCUGGUGGAUUCCGCCGCCAGCCCCCCACAGACUGUCUCAGUCCGGGAGCUGGCCUGCGGGGAGCAGCACACCCUGGCGCUGUCGGCCCAGCGGGAGGUGUGGGCAUGGGGCAGCGGUUGCCAGCUGGGCCUCAAUGCCACAGUCUUCCCUGUCUGGAAACCACAAAAGGUUGAGCAUUUAGCGGGCAGGUAUGUAUUACAGGUGGCCUGUGGGGCUUCACACAGUCUGGCUCUGGUGCGUUGCUUGGGCCCUCAGGACAUCCACCGGGCACCUGUGGACAAAUGCAGACAGUGUAACCAGCUACUUUACACCAUGACGGACAAAGAGGACCAUGUCAUCAUCUCUGACGGUCACUACUGCCCCCUUGGUGUAGAGCUCGCCGUGGAUGAGGACGUGCUGGAGGCGCCUGCUCCCACUCAAGGUCUCAAAACGUCCCCGUCUGAGCCAGUCCUACCCUCCCAUACCGCCACUUUAAACUCAGCAUCCUCCGCACCUGCUGAAGGUGCUGACCCCUCCUCAGACAUCACACACCAUCAGGACCUGGAGACAGAGGAAUCGGCCUUGGCUAACGGAGCGCUGCCAGCCUCAGACCCGGACCCCUCGGCUCACUCUGAAGGUGGUGGUGUUUUGGAGGUCAAGAGCUCACCCUAUCCAGAUGAGCAGGCUGUCAAAGACUACCUGAAGAAACUGUCAGACAGCACCCAGGUUGAGCAGCCGGUUAAGGGGACUGCUGGAGGACCGCACACUCUGCUGCCCUCAGCAGGAGGGCUCACCGCCUCCACCCCCGGCUCCACGCUCAACAGCCUGGUGGCCUCCUGCGCUUCUGCAGUGGGCGAACGGGUCGCCUCCACCUAUGAGGCGUUGUCCCUCAAAAAGAUGAUGAACUUGUACCUGCCCUCGGGGGUGUCAAGGUCAGGUGGUCCGGCAGGGCUUACGGGUGUUGUCCCAGGAGUGGCUGAGACCACCACAGAGCGUGUCCGCCAGGAGGACUCCACGCAGGCCAAGAAGAGCUGCAGCACAGGGGACAUCCGCGAGGAGGAGGCCGAGGAUCUGCGGCGGCGCCUCUCGCUCCCGGGACUCCUCUCACAGGGCUUCUUCAUCCAGCCC
This is a messenger RNA of Micropterus dolomieu (smallmouth bass), 1751 nucleotides long. Its product is annotated as alsin-like. The annotation marks the transcript as partial. The transcript is spliced from 6 exons. Lineage: Eukaryota; Metazoa; Chordata; Actinopteri; Centrarchiformes; Centrarchidae. The record is from RefSeq and is a predicted model, not a curated record.